Messenger RNA from Nasonia vitripennis (jewel wasp), 823 nucleotides. RefSeq lists its product as uncharacterized. Lineage: Eukaryota; Metazoa; Arthropoda; Insecta; Hymenoptera; Pteromalidae. The coding region runs from base 243 to 689 and encodes 148 amino acids. The transcript has 2 exons. The record is from RefSeq and is a predicted model, not a curated record.
CUCCCCGUGCAUAUACCUAUACCAAAACCUAUACGAGAAACACACUCGCCAGUCAACUUCGCAUCGCAUCGCUGCGCGCGCGCGUGCUGCCCGCCGAAAACAAAACAACGGCGAUCGGGCUUUUCAAACAAAAUUCUCGUGACUCCCAUCAUCUCCCUCUCUCAUCGUCUCUUCCCAAAGUUAUCCGCGUACCUAUUUCCGUAGUUCCCUCUGAAAAAAACAAUCCCGGAGGAAAACAAAAAAUGCCAGCCGCAGUCGAGGGAACGACGAACCGGACGAGCAGCGGAGACUCGCCGAGGCUCAAAAUCGCUGCGAAGGCUGUGGGCCAGGUUAUGGUCGCGCUGAAGAACUCGAAUAACGCGGCCGGGCCUACGAUGACGGAGAUCGUUAAAUUCAUCUCCGGUGCGCUCUUCAAACCUGCGACGAAACGCCAGGUCGUCACGGCGCUGAAGCGCGGCGUCGAGUUCGGCAUCCUCAAGCGCAAAAAGGGCCACUAUCUGAUCUCCUCGCCGGAGGAGAACUUCUCCAAGCUGCCGCUGCCCAAGAAAACUGCGAAGACUCGGGGCAAGCUCCUGGAGAAGGUUUCGAAACGGGCUCGCGCGCCGCUGAAAUCGAGACGCCCCAGAGCCGCUGGGGGCAGAGGUCUCAUGGACGAGUUCCCCUCGCCACCCUUUCUGCCCAAGUUCUGAAGAUUCGGAGGCGAAGCUCGCGUGAAGAAUUCGCCAAAUCGUGAACGCAGUGAUUCGACGAAGCGAGAGUAUACCUUGUGAACUUGUGCUAAAUUUCGGCUAUGACAAUACAGACAAAAGCUCUAUACGAUCGA